Cucurbita pepo subsp. pepo (vegetable marrow) is the source of this 607-nucleotide messenger RNA. The record is from RefSeq and is a predicted model, not a curated record. Lineage: Eukaryota; Viridiplantae; Streptophyta; Magnoliopsida; Cucurbitales; Cucurbitaceae.
AAUGGAAAACCCUCCAAAGCUUCCAUUGAAGUUUCAAGUCCUUCUCCGUCUCCACUCGUUCGCCACCUCCAUCGGUCGUCGCCCUAACAUGACUGUCAACCGUUGCUUAACAAACCUCUUCGACCUCAAAUUCUCUCCUUCUUCUAAACCCAACAACGGCGUUUCGACUCGCGACAUCGUUUUCGACCGUGCUCGCAAUCUCUGGUUUCGUCUCUUUGUUCCGUCUUCGGUUUCUGAUGAUGUUAGUCUACCAGUUGUUGUGUACUUUCAUGGCGGCGGGUUUGUGUUUUUUUCUGCUAGUUCGAUGUCGUACGAUGAUCUUGGUCGGAGACUUGCACGUGACCUCCGUGUUGUGGUUGUGUCGGUAAAUUAUCGUCUCUCUCCCGAGCACCGGUAUCCACUUCCCUAUGAAGAUGGAUUUGAUGGUUUGAAAUUUCUCGAUGAAAUGGGCUUUGAUUCUGUCGUUUUUCCGGCGAAAGCUGAUCUUGGUCGGUGUUUUCUCGCCGGAGAUAGUGCCGGUGGCAACUUGGCCCACCACGUCGCCGUCAGAGCAGCUGGAUAUGACUUCAAGAAGGUGAACAUCAAAGGCUUAAUAGCAAUACAACCA